Messenger RNA from Anopheles gambiae (African malaria mosquito), 11324 nucleotides. It is a transcript of the gene OtopLa, whose product is annotated as proton channel OtopLc. Bases 861 to 3875 code for a protein of 1004 amino acids. The transcript is spliced from 11 exons. Gene Ontology annotation, cellular component: membrane. The record is from RefSeq and is a predicted model, not a curated record. Lineage: Eukaryota; Metazoa; Arthropoda; Insecta; Diptera; Culicidae. Gene Ontology annotation, biological process: proton transmembrane transport. Gene Ontology annotation, molecular function: proton channel activity.
UCUUACUUUCUUUGUCUUACUCUCUCUCUCUGUCUCUUCAAAUACCUGCUCUCCGGGAGGGAUUCGGCACUGAGUGCACUCUCAUGUCCGUGUUCCAGCGGGGUGUUUCUCCAACCUGUUUACCGUGUUGCGACAUUACCGCCCGAUUUCUCGACUUCCGCCAGAAUUGAGGUCAUAUGAUGCCCGUGCCGCAAUCGAGGGAUCCUGUCCUAAAGCCGCCCGAGACACCCGACACACCGAGCAGGACGCACAUCGCGGCGUCCUCGGUAAUGUCGGGCGAUAUCAGUAUGUGCGGCGAUGUUGAUGCGCUGUUGCAUCGGGUUCGCUCACGUGGUAGGAUAGGCAAACCCCAUUCGCAUCUCGGGCACCGGUAGUCAAACCUACCCCAAACGCAUACGCAGGAUACCGAUUGCGCCUGCUAGUGUGUCGGGUCUUUGCGCCUUUGCCAGUGAUAAAACCGGGGCCAUCGAAACAGAUGUGUUCCAGUGCAUUAGUACAUUAGUGGACAGUGCGUAGCUAGACAAUCUCUUAGCGUAAGACUUGGUAGGCGUAGUUCAAUAAACGUAGCUAGCCUGACUCUCCCACGACUCAUCUUAGGCGGAGGAGAAGGAGCAAGUUUACUGUGCUCCAUUUCGUACGGGCUCCGAUACCAGUACCAGUUAGUGCGUUAUCUAUUUUACUGUACCUUGUUAUUAUAAAUUGAGAAAGCACAAAUCAAAAAUCCGCCCUAGGAUGCAAAACAUCUCCAUCCCUUGACUGUGUUUUUUUACAUCUAUAUACACCGUCGCGCACCUAUCGUUCAUCAAUCAGUGGAGCAAAGUACCAGCAAAUACAGCAAUCCAGCAUCCUUGCAGCACGGAAUGAUACGCUGUCCGUACAUUCAUGAAAUGCAUGAACGCCUGCUAGGACCAACGCCGAGACGACCACUACCAAUAUCAUAUCCGCCGCUCGCCAAACCGGAAGUUAUGGAUCGCGAAAGUGACUGUCUGCUGGACAGCCGCCCAGAGAGCCGCCAGAUCGUGGGCACCGUGGUGAAGCUCAAUCCGGACGGGUUCGGAGCGCACACCACCUCCACACAUCACCACCAUCAUCAUCAUGGGCAGCAGCAGCAGCAACAGCAACUGCACCACCGUACGCCAUUAGUGCCUUGCAAUGGAACGGAAGAUGACGAGGUGCGCACCGGAAGGCAUCACACGCUGCGAGAGGGGGAUGGUACGAUCACGAGCACCAUCAGCGACUCGGAUGACGAUGGCAUCCAUCUGCGUACGCAUCUGCGCAAGAUCAUAGAGGGCCGCAAGCCGAAAAAUGCCAAAACGUCCCUCUUCAUCGUAACCAGUCUCGUCUACGCCAUGCUGCUAAUCGUCGUAUGCGUCGCGUACGUUAUCAGCGAUGUCACUACGCACCGUCUGCCAGUGAUCUACUACGAGGGCUUCUUUACCUAUCUGUACGGUGCGAGCAUACUGUUCCUGCUGUACGUGUUCUGCUUUCUUCUGCAAGAAAGUUCCUGCUGCAACGGCAAACCGAAACCACCGAAGGAGAAGAAACCGAAGAAGGAAAAGAAAUCGAAAAAGAACGCCGACGUGGAAGCGGGCAAGGAGGGCAAGGACGGGAAGGAAGCGGGCGCCGCUAAGGACGGUGCGGGAAAAUCGACCAAGGAGGAGCCGAAAGGCAAAGGCUCGUCCACCAAAGCUAGUUCCUAUCAGUACUCGAAAAAACAGGAAGUUUACCCGAAAAAAAAGCGUGACCAGCUGCGCGCGUCUCAGCAUCGCCGCGAGUCUGGCGAGGUGGCAGUUGCAGAACCGGCAACGGAACGAAUCGCUGCAUCGCCCGCAAUGCCCACCACCACACCACCGGCCACACAGUUGCAGGAAGCCGCACAACCCAACCCGGAAGCUGCCAUGUCUCCACGAUUUAAGCGCAAAACUACUCAAGAUCCAGCUCAUGGCAGUUUCUUCCUGCGCGUGGGAGCAAUCGCAUUUGGGCUUGGUACCAUGAUUUACACUGGGCUGGAGUUUGGAUCGUUCUUCGAGAUACCGUUCACCUCUCCGUGCCACCAGAUACUGCGCGGCGUCAAUCCUCUGCUGCAGAUGAUCUUCACCUUCAUGCAGAUGUACUUUAUCUUCAUGAACGCACGGCUCAACAUACAUCGCUUCAAGGUGCUGGCCCGGUUCGGGCUGAUGCAUAUCGUAGCCACCAACAUCUGCGUCUGGAUUCGCACGCUGGUGCUGGAAUCGCUCAAGGAGAUCACGGCCUACCAUCAGCGCCGCGGCCCGGAGCCGGAAGACUCGGUCAUACUGGAGAACAUCCGGCAGCACACGCUGCGCAACGCGGGCAUGGUGAUGGGGAUGGAGCUUGCCCCGGGCGGUACCGACACCGAGUGGGAACCGAUCAGCGUCAACCUGAACGCGCAGGAGGACCUGCUCUCGCAGGACGCCUCGAGCGUCCUGUCCAAGAUUGUGCAGGGCACGGCACACACGAUUACCGAGGCGGCCACCACGCUGGUCAGUGCCGCCACGCUCACGUCCACGGCUGCCCCGACCACCACGUCCUCCUCGACGAGCACCUCGACCUCGACCACAACGACCACUACGACAACGACCGCGAGCCCGACGACGACACCGUCCUGGAUAGAGCCGAGCACUGGUGCGAGCAGCACCACCACUGCCCGCGGACUGCUGGACCGAAUCCGCGACAUUGUCGCAACCGAGACGACUACCACGUACGAAACGCCCGCGAACCAUUUUGGCAGCGCGCAGCACACCCUCUCGACCAGUGCCGGUGGGGUAAACGCAACGGCUGCCACCCCCUCGACCGGAUCCUCGUUCCUGGACUCGUUCAUGGACCACGUCAACUAUCUGCAGCGCAACAGCAGCCUCGACCAGACGUACGAAAGCCUGGACGCGCUGUUCCCGUCCGCCUUCAUCGCGACCUCCACCGCUGUCUCGACCAACGCGACCGCAAUUAGCUGCGGCCGGGUGAACAUCAUGGGCACGAUCGUCCAGGACUCGGCCCCGUACCUCUACCCGUUCAUCAUCGAGUACUCGCUGAUCGGUGCCGCCGUCAUCUACGUCAUGUGGAAACAUAUUGGACGCUACCCGAAGUUCACCAAUGAGGAAGAUCUGGAGCACCGUCUGGAGGUGAUGCUGUCGCGCCGCGCUGUCGUCAUGGCCCAGCAGGCACGCACUGGCCGCGUCGACUGUGUGGGCGCCUCCAAGGGACUCUUCUUCGGGCUGCUGCUGCUCGUCGGCUCGCUCAUCUGUCUGAUCCUGUUCUUCGUGCUGGUGAGACAUCCGCAGCUGUCGCUGCUCGCGAUCUACCUGGCGGACGUGUCCCACUGCGCACUCAUGGCACUGGCCAUCUUCGCCAUCAUAAUUGGCUUCAUUCGCGUGCAAAACCUCAAGUUCCGCUGCGAGGAGCAGAGCAACCUGAACGACAUACUGCUCCGCAUCUCCGCGUUCGGGCUGUUCGUGUACUCCACCUUCAGCGUGAUUGCCGGCUCGCUGAACGCGUUCGAGAGCGAGCCGAACCUGCUGGUCAUGGUGACCGGGAUCGUCGCGGUCGUGCAGGUCGUCAUACAGCUGCUGUUCAUCGCGGACGUGUCGCGCCGCCGCGUGCACCUGCCCGAGCACGAUCGCAUCAAGCCCGGCCGCCAGAUUGUAACGUUCCUGCUGAUCUGCAACAUCUCCAUGUUCGCCAUCUACACGUUCGAGGCGCAGAAGGUAUUCGCCAACCCGGUGCAAUUGGACUUUUACGGCUUCAUUGCUUGGUCGCUGAUCCAGCGCGUAACCCUGCCGCUGUGCAUCUUCCACCGCUUCCACAGUGCCGUCACGCUAGCGGAGGUCUGGAAGACAACCUACAAGGCACGCCUGGAGUAAGCGCGGUUGGCCCAUUUUCAACCUGCUCAGCAUAUGCACAGUUGCUGAGAUUUUUGAGAUGUUGAGAAAUGCGAAGCUAAGUGGUUCCAUGAAAUAUUUAAACAACGCAGAGAGAGAGAGAGAUAGAGAGAAAGGCAGAGAGUAAGGAAGAGAGAAAUAGAGGGAUAGAGAGAGAUGAGAAAUAUCAGCUCAGUAUAUUAAUUCAUGGUUGAAUGUUCUUUAUCAAGUACAAGCAGCAAAUCACAAGCAAAGCGAUUUUUCAUCCCUCAAAAGUAAUGCAUACCCCAAAACUCCAGAUGACCACGAUUAAGCGAUAAAAUGGCGAUUAUUUGAACAUUUGGCGAAGAAUGUGACAGCUCUACUGAACACUGUGGAAAACCUUAUACAUGGAAGUUCUGAGGCCGGUGGAAGCAGGUGGCAACACGAAAACAAGAAACAACAUCGCGGUGAUUUGUUUGAGAAGUGUAUUUACUUCCCUCCUCAUUCCCAAGAUUUUUUACAAGAAUUUUACUUCCCCUUUUUCGAAAACUACGUAAAGUAAAAGUAAGAGUCCUCUGCGAACCAGAGGAAGCAAAUCAAUCGAACUAAAUGGCGGCAGAGCACGUUUUUAAGAAAAAAAAGAGACAGAGCGCGCGCGUAAAGCGCAGAGCGGACACAAAUUUAACUGAAACUUUAUACACGAAACGAACAUGAAUUAUACACAUUUUACCGUUUCCGCAUAACUAUUUCCCCUAAAACCCGGCGCAACCCCUCAAUCCCCAAUAACACGAUACCACGUGCCGGACUGGUUUGCUGUGUUUUUAGAUUAUUGCCCCCCUCGCCCAACGGUGCUGCCUGCUCCGUUUGCUCCGCUAGUGCACACUACCGUCUGUCCGGAGCGCUGAGUCGAAGGCCCGGACCCUACACGGCAUAGAUUUACUUACAGGCUAAGAGAAAGCGCGAAGCAAGACGUGCUCGGAUGCGACCGUUUUUCCUUCCCAGCCCGUGCCGAGUUCUGGCGUCUGCACUGUAUAAAAGGGGGCAGUUACAGUUUUUGGACUUUUUUGUUUUACUUAACUUAAGAAUUUGUGCAUGAAUAGUUCGUAUACACGAUAGCGUACCGCCAGACUACUUACACGGAUAUACAAUACGACUUUACGCGGGAUGAAGGUGGACACACGGUGGGAGAGAAACCAAAGCAGGAGUGUAUUGAAAGCUCAAUCCAAAUUUCGGAAAACGGUCUUGUUACGAUUAAUCGAGAUGAGAUAUUUUAUUUAUGUUGAUUUUGUUUUCUAGUUUUUAACAGUAAGUUUAAAGCAAAGUGCGCACAGCUGGAGUCGAACAGUGCGAGUUAGCAUUUAUUUCUCAAUUUUCGAAACCGAAAAACCGAACAAAGUGAGUGAAAAAAUGCUAGCCCGUUUAGUACCGGCUGCAUUUGGAGCGUUUUGCCAACGUUGGGAAGCUGCCAGAACAAAAAAAAAACAAAAAACCUUCCAAAAGGAGUUCCCAAUACGACCAAAACUUCAAACGCUCCUAUCUGUGGGGGAUGGUUUUUAUUUAUUUAUUUCCGACACGUGUUUUGUUUUUAUUGCUUUCAUUGUUUUCUCUCCACAAAUGAUCUGCAUACUUUUACGAGGCAAUUUUCAAUGAAAUCGACGACCGCGAAGCCGUAAUGAAAAUUAUAAAACACAUACAUACAUACAUGACACAAGACAUAUAUAUUAUAUACAUAUUAUAUAAAUAUAUAUACAGUUAUGAAACUUGAAAAUUUUAUUUACACCAAACGUGUUUGAAACAAACGCAAGGCUGGCCGUGGGGUCACCUAGUAAAAAAAAGGGUGUUUUCUGUUCAGAGAAAUCAAACAAAUCCGAGAGCAAAUAGACGACUAAAAGCCUCCCACUAACUUCAAAUGCCAUACUGUUCCCGUCACACGUAUCGGUUUGAUGCCGUUUUGCCCAAUCUUGCUGAACAUCUAAACUCCACGUGCAUCCAAACGUUCUUGAGUCACUGUCAUUGUUGGAUGAGAAGUUGAGCGAAAGCAAUAUCCACGGUUGAAGUUUUGGGGAGCCAAUUUUGGUUUUCGGAUGAUUUGCUCAAAUAAGAGACGAGUAGCAAACGAUGCAUGUGCGAUCGCGUUGAGUGUCUAAAGAUGUGAAGUUUACAUUGAGAAGCGUGACUAUAAUAUAGUUAUGUUUUUUGGCAAUACCUACGUACAAGAAUUUAAACAUUGAAUUGUCCAAUGUUCAGUGCGGGAAAAGAGCUAGAGUUAAGGAGGCGAUAAAUGCAAGAAUAAGGUUUAAUGUUGCUAUGUCACAGGGUGUCUGAAUGUCUACAAACCAUAAACUGAACGUUGGGAGUCGGCCGACUGGAUUCCUCAAGGAAGAUACGCCGUCUCCUACAAAGACCGGACGCGAUUCGAUUCCCAUCCUAGUAAGAGCUGGCUAUACCCUACCCCAAGCCUGUGUUGGGUACGUCUCUGGAAUGAUCGUGCCGCUCGUGCGCAAGGAGCAACAUAACUUUGAUCUUUACUGUUCAAAGUUGCAUCGCGUUUGCGAAGCGUCAAUGAAAUCUUGCAUGAAUGUAAUUUUGUGUUUCGUUUUUCGAACUUGACGGCGCCAGAUGGGCUGCCAGCGCAUAAGCUAACAAUACAUGAAUGCCCACCAUGUUUUUACAAACGUAUUUGAAGUGUAUUUGAACUAUUUAAAACAAUAUUGAAGCCACCGGAGGCUUCAGAUUGCUAGUUAGUAUCGUGUUAUGUAUCAGUAAAAGAGAAGCAAACCAACAAAAAAAACAACAACAAGAUAAUUAAAGUAAAAGCUAAGUGAGUCUCGUUUUGCUCCUUUUUUUCUGCUCGAGGUGAGUUUAUACGAAACGAGACAACUUAAAUAAAACAUGAGUAAAUAAGAGCAGACUAAGAGGAAAGGAAACUCCUGCAGUACUUUGUCCGUAGCAUCCCAUCUACUUGCGAUUUUGGAGAGUGAAACGUUAGAGCCCGACCGAUACAAAAAUGACAAAAAACAAAGCAAAAAUGAUGAGAUGAAAAUCGAUGUUCAAAACCACAGCUAACCGUAAUCGAGCAUUUGGGAAAAAAGAAACUCAACAAAUACAGCAACAGUAACAAACAAAAAACAAUUCAAAUACACUGUUUUUCGGAGGGACAAUGUAUGCAAUGAAAACGAAGUAGCCAGAUACACACACACACACAAAAUAAAACAUCGAAGAAUUUAGAGAUGAGAGAGCAUAUGGGAGUCGAGAUUACAGAAAAAUAAAAGGUAAAGAAAAACUACACAUAGACACACACACACACACUCUCUAAUACAAACCAAAGUUUUGGACCAUUUGGAGCAAACAGUUACGAUUGUCGCUGGUAGUAGUAGUAGUUGUUUAAACAGUAGUAUCUGGGUAACUACUAGGAAUAUUUCCCAUUUUUUCGAUCCUUUCUGACGACUAAUCUUUUGAUUUCGGUGAGUAGUUUGUUUAACGAUUUACAACAGUUGUAAGCGAUUUAUAACCGUCAAGGUGCGCCUGUGCGUCGUGGUGCAGCGACGGCUGGUUAAUCAAUCAAGCAAACUCACGCACACAUUGCACACAAGGCGAGCAUGAAGAGAAUUAUUACAUUAGGUUGUGCAUAGAUAGCUCUCGCUGAGAUUAAUGUAGCUCUUAGUAUUCAUUGUACUUUUUUUAUGACAUCAUACUAACAUGCAUUUUUUUUUUUGGGAAAUAUGCAUUUGAAAUGUCACUAGUUUCCUGUCACGCGGUUGGUUGUACUUUCGAAUGCUUUUGAUACUAAUAAUAUGAAGGCACAGUAUCGUUUUUCUUUUAUUGUACAAGAUAGCAAUACAAUCCAUAUAAUAGUCGAUUUGUAAUGUAAAAGCCGUGUGUCGAUGGAGUGAAAUAGGACACUAGAUUUAGCACUAUUUGUUGGGGGUAAAUUAUUACGUUGUUUUACAAAUUCGUCCGUUGCUGCAAUACUCGUUUUGGGUUUUGCAAUACUGCUGGAGCUGGAGGACAGAGAAAAUUCGUCUUCGAAAUUAUGGCUUUCUUUUGAAACGUAAAUUAAAACAUAAAAUAAACUUUAAAAAAGACCUUACAACCCACCCCCCCUCCCUUUAAGAAUAGUAAGAAAAAAUAAUAAGAUCAAGAUGUUCAAACAACAAUCUACAAUCUAUACAGAAUAGAGCUCUGAAAGAAUUCAAACGAGACACAUCAUACGUAUUGACUUCAGGCCGCACAGUAGAAUGUCUCAAGCCAGUCGUACAGUAUAUACACACAUACACACAAACACACUAGAGAACUGCACUAUUGGAGUGAUGCACCACAUGCACACGGAGCUGUGCCGAAAUGGGGGAACACACAAGAAAACAUAACACUGCCUGCAGAGAGCGACCGUUUCCUUCGCGCCCACAAACACACAAAUAAAACAAAACGUAAACGUAAAACAAUGUCUCCCGCCCCCCUCUUUUUUUAUUUGUACAACUAAUAGACAGACAAACACACGCAAAAAAAAAAAAUGAAAUGUAUAACCAAUGUUAAAUGGCGAAGGCGAUCGGUAUGAGAGAGAGAGAGAGAGCGUGCAAACCAUAAGAAUAAACGUUGAAACAUUGAAGCCAAACCUUCAUUCUUACUUGAUAAAUAAAUCAUAAAGCCAUAACCGAUACUCAUACAGUAAUGUAAACGCACAAACACACAUGCGUUCAUACAUGUGCAUGCAUGUCCACUCAAUUACAUAUCACCCCGAUUACAUUGGCGCUAACGUGAUCUCUAGAGCAGACGAGCAGGUGCCAUUUGCCUGCAGAGACACGGGAACCAAGGUGAGUAAAGUGAGUGCUGAAAUAAUGGAAAACGGAAACAUCUCAAACAAAUCACUGUAAUGCAAAAAAUAAAGAAUAGAGCGGUACAAAAACAAAGAAGAAAUGAAAAUAAACAAGCGAAACGUAGCCAUGCGAGGGUAAAGCAAUGAGUAGGAGACGAACGAGUCACCCACAAUUACUAGGAGCGAGUACAGUCACUCAGUACACUCACCGUGCUGGUGGGAUAUGUUUUACCACGCAUCCGCGCUUAGCGUGUCUGGACAGUUAUUGAAGCGUUUGUGAAGCAACGCUUAACGCUCACGAUCGUUGCAAAACUCAACACAUAACAAACGUCCUGUGGAGAGAAACAUCCAGACAACACAGUGACAGUUUAUCGCAACAAGAAAUACAACAGAAGAGAGAAGAAAAACAACAAAAUAAAGUAAAAGCAAACACGAGUAAAUGAAAAUAAAAUAAACAUAGUAUGACACGCGUGAGACAGUGCAUAGAAGAAAUUAAGCAAAAAAAAAGCCAUUCCCAUUGUAAUCAUUAUUCUUACGCAUUCAAAUCUGCAUGUAGCAUCUAGUUUGACGCAGCAGGCGGUAAAAUGAAGAAAGUAAUACAUUUAUUAAAUAAAAGUAAAGAAAAACAAAACAACACACUCAAAUAAUGCUAUAAAAAAGAAACCGAGAAUGCCGAGCGGAGAGGCACGAGGAAGGAAAACAACAUUUUAGCAAACGUACAGCAAAACGUAAAAAGUAAAUAACGAAGGCGAAACAAUUUUCUUAAAAAAUUGAAACAGCAGGUAGAGCGCAAACGAAAGAGAAAAGAAUCCCCUCAUCGCGUGCCGCAUACAGACACACGUUCACCCGUACAUGUACAAUGUGUUUCAUUAUGGAUAGUAAAAGGAAAAACAAAAAGUGUGUAUAACAAAAAAAUAAGAAGUUUAUAUUUUACCGUAGAAUAAGUUACGCUGAAUUUUGUGUUAAGCACAAAGCACAAAAAAACAAACCGACAACACACUGGUGUAUGCGUACCAUCUCCUUGCAUAGACCGGACAUUGGAACACAUUGCAUAAAACGUACAUAUACAAGCGCACAGCAUACAACAACAUACAAUGAAAGACAGCCAGUGCUGUAAAAAGUGGCACACAAAACACCUAAAGAUGCUGCGACAGAGAUGCUAACGAAAACGAAAACAGAUUAAAAAAGAAAGCAGUUACAAAUUACAAACAACAGAUUAGAUGAAAGGUUCGUAUAUUUUUAUAAGAAGCGAGUCAAAUUUUGUUAAACAUUGCCCUCAAUUAUUGAUCAAACCCCUUUUCCCUGGAAUGAGCAGAGAUGCAAAGCGAAGAAGAGAAUGGCGGUAACGGAAGGCGCAAAUCGAACAAGAAACUGUUGUUAAAUCACAAGCGAGCAGGAAGAAGCUACGGAUUGAUACGCUUGCAUACUAACCCUGUAUAGGGAAGGGGGGAGGGGGGGGUAAGGAUCUUUGUUGUGAUUAUGUAUACAUUGUACCUUCCUUACCUGUACGGAGAAGAAAACAAAAGUAAUCAAAACGAUUGGGAAAACAGAGCAAAAUAGCAAAGGUGAAGCUAGCAGAAGGGAGUGCAAAAGUAAGGGCAAGCUGGAAUGAACUAGACUAGGGAGCCGGCUGUUGAACUGGUGAACUUUUCAAGCAAAUGGCGCUAAGUGUGGCUCUUUAUAGACCAUAUAUAUUCUUGUUAGUUUUAUUAUUCUUCAAAUUCGGGAGGGAGCAUACGGUCAGCUGAAAAGUGAAGAAAGCGAGUACAGACAAAGAUUAAUCGCCAGUGUAGUUUGGUCCUCCGCGCGGAAUUAUCUAGCGACGACCAGCAAACCAGAAACAGUGUUGGUUGGCUUAUGUUUAAUUACCUUAAUCCUUGAACGUUCCAUAAAUCGACAAAAAGGGACAAAUGCAUAAUGCAGUGCAGAUAAUUUUAAAACUUAUGGUAGCUUUACUUUGACAAGUUCAUUGCAUGCGCUUAAUUAUUCCUUUUCAUUUUCAUUUUUUUGCAAAAAAAUGUAAAAGAAUAAUUUCUUCAAAAGAGGCCAUAGAUACUGUAGGAAUCCAUACAGUGGAGACAAGGGUUAAUUUUUUUUUAAAUAAAUAUCAUAUCGAUUAUGUUGCUGGUCGUUCUCCAAUUUCCGUAUAAUGAAGCUACCAUAACGAGCCCCGAAAAACAGGGAGUGAGAAAUACAAAAUGAUUUUUUAGAAGCAAAGCUCUACACAGAUUGAUUUUUAUAUUCAUAUAGAUGUAUGUGCGUGUAUAUUAUUUUUUUUUGUGUGCAACAAAAGUAUUAAAUACCUAGAGAAGAAACACUACAGGACGAAAAUGCUGACUAUAAAGUGUGCUGUUUGGUUAAUUUGAUCUCCCGUAGGGUGGUUUGCUUGGUCAGGAUUGGUACAUUACACACAAAAAAAAUGCAAUGAAUACUAGUGACAUACACACACUACACUUUAAAGAUUACAAGUACGAACCAGACCCCGGAAGCACCGGAAAGUUUGGUGGGUGGGAAUCAAUAUGACAAUGGAUGAUUGUAUGAAGCCACACGAUCGCGCUUGUGGGUGUGGAAAUGUGUGUAACAAACGAUCUCGUAUGUGUAGAAAUCAGUUGAUGGAAUAAAAUUUGAACCUAUUUGGCUAAUGAACUGUAAACAAA